AUGAAAGCCUUGAUUCAGUGCUGCUCCUUCUCAUCAUCAAGGCAUUUGGUAAAACGAUGCACUCUCUUCAAACAAGUCUCUAACCAAACAAAACUAUUCAAUCAACCCUCUUUGAUUAUUUUUCAAAAUAUCUUUGGAGUAUCUCUAAACAAGGCAUUUCAUGUUUCAAAAAUCGGAAAGAAUUCAGAUGACAAAGAUUCCGAAUUAGCACUGAGAGAGGAAUAUUAUUCUAAUAGAGUAAUUCAAUCUAUGGAGGAAUUACAAUUUUGUGAAAUAUCGGAAUAUGAUGAAUGUAAUGAAAUAAUUAGGAGUACAAAUCUUAACAAUAAUAUGGACUCGAAAAGAAGGAAUUUGUACAUCAAUGCCUUGCUACGAAGAUGUUUUAUUGAACUUUAUUAUUUAAAGAAUUAUCAACAGGCCAAAGAAGAUUUGGUUGCAGCUUCAGAAUUGUUGAUUGAUAAUGGUAACGCCCUGAUGUUUACUUCUCGAUUAAAUUCAAUGAUUAAUAUUGGGGAAUUUUCAGAGAAAAUUGAGCAUAUACAAAAACACGGAGGAAAUUUCCAUGAGCUCAUUCCAAGUUUAGAGAUGAGAGCUCAUGAAUACACCAGUAUCGGUCGAGUAAAAUCCGCAAUUCAAGAUUUAGAUGCAUUGAUUGAGAUUUUGGAAAAGCAUUAUAAAAACCAUCCCGAAGAUGCAAUCAGAAUAGAACCACAACUGAUAAACGUGUAUAAACAAAGAAUGGAGCUCUACACAAACAUCAAAAUGGAAAUGGAGCGAUUAUAUGAUGUGGCUUCAGAGAUCAAAAACCUCCUGAAUGCUGACAGCCCCAAAGAAGUCAUUGAACAUUAUUUCAACUCUGUGUCCGUGCAUGAUCGAAGACACAAAAUUAAUGCCUCAAAUAUGGACCUUAUUUCAGAGUUCGAGAAUGUUUUUGUGAAGGAAGAUGAAAGAGAAAGGUAUUGGGACGUAACAAACCCUAAAACAUUUCGCAGUCAAAUGACAACUCUGUAUGGACAGGUCGUCCCAAAAGUUGUUCAAGUUGUAGUGAACGAUUUGAAAAGAGCUAAAAAACUGGCAAGAGACAAGAACAGUCACGAACACUUAUUUUCAGAAUACGAGCUGCUCAUCAAAGAUGACGUUAAGAAAAUGCGGGAUAUGAAGAUUACGAAAUUCUUGUGGAUGGUUGUUUUGAUAUCAAUUUUAACCAUAAUUUUGCUUGAGAAGAUUGGGAUUGUUGAGAUACGAAAAAAGUAA
Messenger RNA from Naegleria fowleri, 1254 nucleotides. RefSeq lists its product as uncharacterized. The coding region runs from base 1 to 1254 and encodes 417 amino acids. Gene Ontology annotation, molecular function: protein binding. The record is from RefSeq and is a predicted model, not a curated record. NCBI's taxonomy places the organism in Eukaryota, Heterolobosea, Eutetramitea, Acrasida, Naegleriidae. The transcript has a single exon.